This is a messenger RNA of Saxophila tyrrhenica, 642 nucleotides long. RefSeq names its product U4/U6.U5 snRNP associated protein (gene SNU23). Gene Ontology annotation, biological process: mRNA splicing, via spliceosome. The transcript has a single exon. Gene Ontology annotation, cellular component: U4/U6 x U5 tri-snRNP complex; spliceosomal complex. Bases 1 to 642 code for a protein of 213 amino acids. Lineage: Eukaryota; Fungi; Ascomycota; Dothideomycetes; Mycosphaerellales; Extremaceae. Gene Ontology annotation, molecular function: zinc ion binding; nucleic acid binding. The record is from RefSeq and is a predicted model, not a curated record.
AUGAGCAACCGCGCCGGCGCCUAUGGCGCUUCAAGUGGAAACGACACCUCCUUCCGCAAAACCUGGGACCGCGACGAGUACGCCGCCAAAGCCGCCUCGCGCGACAAAAAACUGCAAGAAGAGGGCAAAGCCCGCCAUGAAGCCAAACUCGCCGGCAAGAAAUACAUCCGCCGCGCCUCAACGCCCCCCGAUGCCCGGGAGACGGAAGCCCGCAAAGCGCGCCUCAACGUCGCAGACCAAGUCGGCAAAACCCAGCUCGUGCCCGCCGGCGCAACACAAGGCAAACGAGGCAAAGGCGCGGGGUUCUACUGCGAUGCGUGCGAUUUGACGUAUAAGGAUAAUCUGCAGUUCGUGGAGCAUUUGAACAGUAAACAACACUUGGUGAAUACGGGGGAGACGGGCGAGGUACGCCGGUCGACGCUGGAGGAGGUGGAAGAAAGAUUUGAAUGGUUGAAGCGAAAGAGGCAGGAUGAGAAGGCGAGGGAGGUGGUGGAUUUGGGGAGUCGGAUUGAGGUUGCGCGGGAGGUGGAGGAAAGGGAGAGGGAGGAGAAGAGGAGGAAGCGGAAUGAGAAGAGGCGGAAGACGAAGGAUGGGGUUGGGGUGCAGGAGGUGCAGGUGGAGAACGAUGGGGUGAUUUGCUAG